AUGCCUCCACAUAGAAGACGUGUGGCGUCGGACCGCCCGAACCCAUCCCCCUUACCAAUCGUUUAUCAAGGCACGCAACAUCCAAAUCAAAGGCUCGAGGGAAUCAUUACGAGCAUAUAUGCUGAAAUGUCAAAAAUGCAACAAAAACACUACGAGGCAACUGUUAUGCUACAAAACUGCGACAACAUGUUACGGGCCCACGCAGUGGACAAAGACGUCUUGGAGAAGCAGAACCAGCUUUUUAUUGAACAUAUCAAGAUAGCUCAACAAAAAGCUUGCAACCUAGAGCUCAAGAAUAGGGAACUCGAGUACCAACUGGCAAAAGAGAGACAGCAACACCGCAAACAACCAGAAGGAAGGCAGACUUAA
Messenger RNA from Penicillium crustosum, 369 nucleotides. RefSeq lists its product as uncharacterized. The record is from RefSeq and is a predicted model, not a curated record. NCBI's taxonomy places the organism in Eukaryota, Fungi, Ascomycota, Eurotiomycetes, Eurotiales, Aspergillaceae. The coding region runs from base 1 to 369 and encodes 122 amino acids. The transcript is spliced from 2 exons.